Coregonus sp. 'balchen' is the source of this 3331-nucleotide messenger RNA. The record is from the annotation of a GenBank genome assembly. Lineage: Eukaryota; Metazoa; Chordata; Actinopteri; Salmoniformes; Salmonidae.
AUGGCAAUCAAACUCUAUCCGGUUACGACGGGGAUUCCCCCAAGGGAAAGUGGCUAGCGUGAGGGCUGUGGGGGUAAAAAUAACGUGUUUGGACUGCAGCCAUUGAGAACCUAGUGAGACUGGAGUGAGACCACAGUGAGAUCUCAUUGUUUCAUGUUUUUUGUGCACGUAGGCGGAAGACGACACCUCUCCGGUGGACUUGGAGAGGCACCUGAGCCAAGUGGAGAGGCCAUUUAAGGAAAACAUCACCAGGUAGGAACAUGUCUUUCUGCUCCUUAUCGCAUCAUCUUAUUGAUUGUCUGGAGCCAAAUACAGCCAUCUGGAAUUCCCGAUAACUAUCUGUUCAUGCUCUCUCCCCCCCCCCACCCCCCCCACCCCCCAGACGAGGCCUGGCCGACUAUCUGGAAGGCUAUCACAAUCAAGUCAACAUCUGCCUGCAGAAUGAGGUAAUUUAUUAAGUUAAUUCACCUCUGAUGCUGCAUUGAAGGCCCUAAACAUGUGUGGUGGGGUUGUGGUGCAGAAUUGCUAUCAGGCGUUGAAUGGGGGUUGUGCAUUGCGUGGAUAGUUCACACACAAUUGCGAAAGGCCUAUAGAUUCCUGGAAGAAAUGUGCUGUUUCAAGAAUCACUUGCGUUGUUGAGUAACUCAAUAGAGAUUGCACACACACACACACACACUCUAAACAAUGACUUUGUUCCACCACAGAGUACCCAGUAUAAGACGGUGGAUGGGGUGGUUCAGACGGUGAAGAACCUGUGCUGUGCCCUGGAUGAGGUGGAGACCCAGGCCAUCACGGAGGCAGUAAAGAGAGUCAAGCGCUCAGUCAACCUCCCCAGGACACGCUCACCAGAGGUAGGUUCAAUGAUGUAUAAACAUCAUACGAAUAUAUCAAUGCAUGUCUCUAUGGGUUGGUCACUUCACUACUACCGAUCUCUAACGAAACCUUUUGAUGUAGUGCAUGAUGUAGAUGCAUUUUUAUGACUAUUUCACUAUUAAAGUGUACAAAAUGAGAAGUGAAGUGACAACAUUGAACAGUGAACCAUCAUAUUUGUGUAUUGAAGAUCUAAUAAUGAAAGAGAAGGAUUGCUGUUUUGAAUUUGGUGAAUUUAGUGUGGAAGAGGUUGAAAAACUAUUGUUAUCCAUCAAUAAUGAUUAGCCACCAGCUUUAGACUACCUAGAUGGGAAACUAUUGAGAAUGGUAGCAGACUAUAUUGCCACCCUAUUUGCCAUGUCUUUAACUUAAGCCUAAAGGAGUGUGUGUGUUCACAGGCGUGGAAGGAAGCUAAAGUAAUUCCACGACCUAAAAAUAGUAAAGCACCCUUUGCCGCCCAAUCAGUUUGCUGCCUGUUCUUAGUAAACUGAUGGAGAAAAUUGUUUGAACAAAUACAAUGCUAUUUUUCAAAGAACAAGUUAACUACUGACUUUCAGCAUGCAUAUAGGGAAGUGCACUCGACUUGUACUGCACUGACUCAGAUGACUGAUGAUUGGCUAAAAUAAAUGGAUAAUAAGAUGUUAGUUAGAGCUUUAUUGUAAGAUUUCAGUACAGCCUUUGAUGUUAUUGAUCAUAUAAAAAAAAAAAUUACUCACUUGUUAUGGCUUUACGUCACCUGCCAUCACCUGGUUGGAGAGUUACUUAUCCUAUAGAACUCAGAGUAUUCUUCAAUGGAAGCUUCUCUAACAUCAGAUAUUUACAGUGCGGUGUCCCUCAAGGCAGUUGCCUUGGGCCAUUACGCUUCUCUAUUUUUACAAAUGAUUUGCCACUUGUCUUGCAAGAAGCUAAAAUGACUAUGUAUGCUGAUGAUUGUACACUACACAUCAGCACCUACAGCCAGUCAGCUCAUUGAGACUCUUAGCAAGGCAUUAGUCAGUGUCAGAAUGGGUAAUUAACAAUAAACGGGUCUUAAAUGCAUCUAAAACCAAAAGCAUUGUAUUUGGUUCAAAACAUUCUCUUAGACCUAAACCUCAACUGGAGUUGUUUAUAAAGGGUGUGACCAUUGAACAAGUUGAAGUAGCUGAACUCCUAGGAGUAACAUUGGAUGGUCAGUUAUUAUGGUCAAGUCAUAUUGACAAAGUUGGGGAGAGGUAUGUCUAAUAAAAAGAUGUUCUGCGUUUUUGACACAUCAACUGUACUAGUUGGUCAGGCUCUGAUCUUGUCCCAUCUUGAUUACUGUUCGGUAAUAUGGUCAGGUAAAACAAAGGAAGACCUAGCAAAGCUGCAGCUGGCUCAAAACAGAGCAGCACGCCUUGCCCUUAACUGUACACACAGAACUAACAUCAACAACAUGCAUGUUAGUCUUUCAUGGUUGAGAGUUGAGGAGAAAUUGACUACCUCUCUUCUUUUUAAGAAACAUUUGUGUGUUUUGUAUACUCUUCCUGGGGUUUAUUAUGGAUCCCCAUUAGUUCCUGCCAAGGCAGCACCUACUCUUCCUGGGGUCCAAACACAUUAAGGUACUUACAUUACACAUAAAACAAAAGGUAAAACAGUACAUCAUAUAACACUAUUACACCGCUACAUAUCUACAAUACAAAAUGUAUAAUACCACCAUACAACGUUAUUUCAAUGUAUGUGUGUAGAGUGCUAGCGUUUUGUGUGCGUAUGUGUGUCUGUACCAGUGUAUGUCUCUACACAGACCCUGCUCUUCCGUAAGGUGUAUUUUUAUCUGUUUUUUAAAUCUAAUUCUACUGCUUGCAUCAGUUACCUGAUGUGGAAUAGAGUUCCAUGUAGACAUGGCUCUAUAUAGUACUGUGCGCCUCCCAUAGUUGAAAAUGCCUAACCACUUGUAUAAUCUAUUUGCAUACACUUCAAACAGACAUACAUACCCCACCAGACACACCACCAUGGGUUUCUUCAAAGUACCCAAACCAAAAACAGAUUUAAUGCGUCACUCAGUUUUAUGUAUAGAGCCAUGUAAUCGUGGAAUGCUCUGCCACCAGAGGUUACUCAGGCAAGAAGUGAAGUUACAAUUUAUUUUUUUAUCACAGCGCCUCUCCUCUUUCUAAAGAUCUAAUUUAACUGUACUGUAUAUAAGAAUAUGUAGAAAUGAAGUGUGUAAAUAGUAAUUGUGUUCUGUUGUCUUUCCAAUAUAUCACUCUUAUUUUAUUAAUUUUUCUUGUCUAUAACAGUUCUGUUCUUUGUCAUGUAUUUGUACGUUUUAUGGACCACAUGAAAAGUAGCUGCUGCAUGUGCGGCUGCUAGUGGAGAUCCUAAUAAACUAAACUAACAGCUCUCUGAACUGCAGUGAUGGGCAUAGGAUAGUUUAUCAUGGACUGGAAUUAUAUUAUUCCAAUCUGUUUACAAUUCUAUCUCAGGUGGGCUCCAAAUCCUCAGGUAG